This is a messenger RNA of Megalobrama amblycephala (Wuchang bream), 1815 nucleotides long. It is a transcript of the gene tnfrsf9a, whose product is annotated as tumor necrosis factor receptor superfamily, member 9a. The transcript has 8 exons. Gene Ontology annotation, cellular component: external side of plasma membrane. Gene Ontology annotation, molecular function: signaling receptor activity; cytokine binding. Gene Ontology annotation, biological process: regulation of cell population proliferation. The coding region runs from base 234 to 1088 and encodes 284 amino acids. NCBI's taxonomy places the organism in Eukaryota, Metazoa, Chordata, Actinopteri, Cypriniformes, Xenocyprididae. The record is from RefSeq and is a predicted model, not a curated record.
CGGUAACACUGGAAGAUCGAUAUGAAAAUAUGCGAGGAGAAAACAAUCAGCCACUGAAGACGACGAACCGACGAAGUGACAGAGCAGAGCACUACAGAGAGAAAGAAAAAAGAGACACACACAGUUUGUAAACCACGCCUACUUGACUGUGACAUAAAUCAUGAGCAAGUGGAAACUUCUCAUCUUAGUGCGCGUUUGCUGCGAGCCAGGACCACUACACUGGAAACAAAGAAAUGCUGAGUGCUUUCCAAGGACGGUAUGUCUUGCUGAUAUUCAGUCUAGUACUGAACUACACUGUAGGAGCUGACACUGGCUGUGAGUACUGGACAUUGUCUGGAACACAUGAUGUCUGCUGUGUGAGAUGCAAGCCAGGGAACCGCUUGGUGGAGUCAUGUGGAAGAGACCCAGAAAAGCUCUGUACUCCCUGUGAACCUGGUCAUUACACAGUCACUUCUGACUGGUACUGUUUGAGAUGUACCCAGUGUAUAGGUAUACAGUUUACACUUAAACCUUGCAAUAUCAGCAGCGAUACUGUAUGCGGAUGCAAGGCUGGAUAUCGGUGUGGAGAUGCCAACUGUUCUUUCUGUGUUACUGAAUGCAAGGCGGGAGAGGAGCCCACCAAAAACCGAAUGUGUAGAAAAUGUCCAAAAGGAUUUUUCAAUGAUCAGGUCCACAGUAGUUGCAGAGAAUUGAAAAGUUGUCCUGAUGGAGAGAUUUUGUUCAAAGGAAAUGCUACCAGUGACACUAUCUGCAAAUAUUCAAGUAAGAAGGAAUCUGAACAAGAUACCUUACCUGAAAGGAGUAAAGGACCUCCAGAACAGACAAACUGGCUUCCAGUCUUCAUUGCUGGAGGGAUGGCAGGGUUGGCUGUCCUUUGUAUCAUAGCAUCAGUGGUUGCAUAUGUAAAGGCACAAAACAAAACAGAGAAGAAGCCAAAAACUGAUAGCCCUGACCAAGACAACUCAGAUGAGUCCAGGAUUAUGGUAGUGGAGCAGGAAGACUGUAGUUGCCAUCGUCCUGAGCAGGAACAGGGUGGCAGCUCAGAGUCCAUCAAUACGCAAGACUCAGAGUCUAAACUCAUAGUGUGAGUUCACUGGACAGCUUUUAUUUUCGUAUCUUACUUGCUACAAUAGCAAAAGGAAACUACAGCUGAACACAAUCACUAAACUGUGAAAUACAUUCUUGACUGGGUGUCGGUCAGCCAUUUCAGCUCAUGCAUCAGUGAUUAGUGGGAACAAAAUGGGCAUUUUAAUGUUCCAAUGCACAAAGUUAGCUGUGAAUCACAUGCAUUAUUGCCUUUUUCACUUCUGAAGUACAGUGCACCUUAACGCAAGAUGAAAGGGUUCUUAACGUAGGUGUGCAGUAGCAGACAGUAUGUCAACACUUUUAUGAGAGUAGGUGUCAUCUACUGGUGCUCGCGUCACAUUUUCAGGUCAAAGCCCUCUUGAAAUACCCUGGUGGGCUUCCCCUCUUUUCUGUCGAAAACAGCACCUUUUUGAAAAAUUCUGGACCAAGAACAUUGAGACAGAAGAACAAUGAGGCUAUUUUACAUUGGGGUUUUUUGUUGUUGUUGUUGUUGUUGUUGUUGUUUUUUUUUUGUUAAAUUUCUGGGAAUCAGAAGAGACUUUAUGGUCAGUGUGAUUGACCAAAUCAUGAACUGCACUCAAGAAACAACAGUAUUGACUCUCCUGUUGAAACUGAACUUUUGACCUCAUUAAGAUUGUGCGUUUUACUGUUUUUGUACGUAUUAGGAUUUAAAAAUAAAUAAAAUGGGCACCCCGGGCUGAUCUAAACCUGGGGUUAGCAGAAUCAUAA